Molecule: messenger RNA, 1014 nt
Organism: Meleagris gallopavo (turkey)
Lineage: Eukaryota; Metazoa; Chordata; Aves; Galliformes; Phasianidae
Source: RefSeq, a predicted model, not a curated record
UUGAGUGGAUUUGUACCAGCGUGGAAGAUAACUGGGGAUUUUUGUUGUUUGUUUUGGGAAUAGAACUAAAAAAUGGAGACUGUAAGUAGAAGCAGCUUCCAGCCUCAUCCAGGACUGCAGAAGACCUUGGAACAGUUUCAUCUGAGCUCUAUGAGCUCCCUGGGUGGCCCUGCUGCUUUCUCAGCGCGAUGGGCACAGGAGAUGUACAAGAAAGACAAUGGCAAAGACCCGGCGGAACCUGUGCUGCAUCUGCCCCCUAUCCAGCCCCCCCCGGUGAUGCCUGGUCCAUUCUUCAUGCCCUCGGACAGAUCCACUGAGAGGUGCGAGACCAUCCUGGAAGGGGAAACCAUCUCCUGCUUCGUGGUGGGUGGGGAGAAGCGCCUUUGCUUGCCCCAGAUCCUGAACUCGGUGCUCAGGGACUUCUCCCUGCAGCAGAUCAAUUCGGUGUGCGAUGAGCUACACAUCUACUGCUCCAGAUGCACCGCUGACCAGCUGGAGAUCCUCAAAGUCAUGGGCAUCUUGCCCUUCUCUGCCCCCUCCUGCGGGCUGAUCACUAAAACUGAUGCUGAGAGGCUUUGCAAUGCCUUGCUUUAUGGUGGCACCUAUCCUCCCCACUGCAAGAAGGAAUUCUCUAGCACGAUCGAGCUGGAGCUUACAGAGAAGAGCUUCAAGGUGUACCAUGAGUGCUUUGGGAAGUGUAAGGGACUCCUGGUACCAGAGCUUUACAGUAACCCCAGCGCAGCCUGCAUCCAGUGCUUGGACUGCAGGCUCAUGUACCCGCCUCACAAAUUUGUGGUCCACUCUCACAAAUCCCUGGAAAACAGGACUUGCCACUGGGGCUUUGACUCUGCAAACUGGAGGUCCUACAUCCUCCUCAGCCAGGAUUACACUGGGAAAGAGGAGAAAGCUAGGCUGGGCCAGCUCCUAGAUGAAAUGAAAGAAAAAUUUGACUAUAACAACAAAUACAAGAGGAAAGCCCCCAGGGUUCAUUCAGAAAGUCCACAAAUAAAAUAA